This is a messenger RNA of Didymodactylos carnosus, 501 nucleotides long. The record is from the annotation of a GenBank genome assembly. NCBI's taxonomy places the organism in Eukaryota, Metazoa, Rotifera, Eurotatoria, Philodinida, Philodinidae.
AUGGCAUUUGCAAAUGUUUCGCAAGAUGUAACAGCAAUUAAUCAAAACAAAAUUACUGUUGAGACAAUACAGAUUAUAAAAAAAGCAGCUGAACUGAUACUGCAUUGCGAUGCCAUUUUGUUUACUAGUGGUGCUGGAAUGGGUCUACCUUUAUUGCAACAUCCGGAAUUGGAUUUUACUAAAAUGAGUACUCCACGUUGGUUUAGAAAGGAUCAAGGCAAUAGUGACAAACAUGAUAUGGCUAAUUUUGGUUAUGCAUUUUGGGCUUUCCGAUACAGCGCUUACACAUCAGCUACUCUUCACUUGGGUUAUUCUAUUGCUAAAAAAUGGAGUAAAUUAAGUCAAGUAAAAUGGUCAUUUAGUUUUACCAGUAAUAUCGAUGGACACUGGAUAAAGUCAGGCUGGAAGGAUCGUCAGUCCUUGAAUGUCAUGGUUCCAUUGACUAUAUGCAAUGCGUCAGCAGGUGUCGUGAUCGGAUAUGGCCUACAAAUAACGCGUUAA